Messenger RNA from Bombus pyrosoma, 7004 nucleotides. RefSeq names its product SCY1-like protein 2 (gene bma). The transcript has 18 exons. Gene Ontology annotation, biological process: protein phosphorylation. Gene Ontology annotation, molecular function: ATP binding; protein kinase activity. Lineage: Eukaryota; Metazoa; Arthropoda; Insecta; Hymenoptera; Apidae. The record is from RefSeq and is a predicted model, not a curated record. Bases 1749 to 4313 code for a protein of 854 amino acids.
GAUAGUGGCGUUACAUACUAAAGCCACAAUAUGGCCGCGAUCCAGUUGCAUAGUAUGUAUGUAUACAUAUCAAUGAUAUCAACGAUUAGUAAUGUCGACUAAAUAACUGCAAGCUCGGUAGAUAAAAACGGACAAAUUUCAGUAUACAAAUAUGUAUUGUAUGUACGUACUUUAACAAGGCGAUGAAAACGAUGCGGUUUUCGCAUAGAUGAAAAGAAAAUAUAAUAGAUAUAUAUUUUUAACAACAUGGUAUACCGAAAAAUUGCAAAUGUAGUAUAUAUUUCUUUUCUAAUAACACGUAUAGGACGCAGAUUUAAAUGGUUGGAUCGAUAAGAAAAUCUGUAAUGUACAAUAUACAUACACGCAUACGUACGUAUGUAUAGAGAAAUUAGUCAUGUUAAUAAAUUAUAUGCAUAUACAUAUGCGUAUAAUACACAGGAAGGAACUAGAACUAUUUUCACUUUUUCUUAAUCGUUUAAUGUUUUUCGACGCGCCCUCUGACCUCUUGCCAUUUCAUACUUGCAAAUUGUAAUCUGUAGUUAAUACAUAAUCUGUAAACCAUAAGUUGCGACAUACGGUAACCCCUACCGACUAGUCAAUUCCCCCUACCUUUGGAGCAAGCUAUGGCAUCCCCUAACCCCGGUCUCCGGACCGGUGUCCCGUGACCCACAGCUACUUGCAGUCUGCAGCUACCAGACCUAUAAUUUCCAGGCAGAGGCUUACACCCUGGCCAGAGCCGGAACCAAGCUGGAGCCGAGGUCGUGGGCAAAGCCAUAGCUCAGCCGGGAUCGGAGGGCGCGCAUGCGUCUUUUUAUUAUUUUCUUGCGACUUUCUCGUUCUCCUAUCGAAUGCCGACAACGUUAAUUCGCACGUCGCGAUGACGAUGACGACAACGACGACGACAACGAAGACAACGACGACGUCGACGAUGACGACAACGACAACGACGAUGACGAUGACGACAACGACAACGACGAUGACAUCGAUGAAGAAGACGAUGAGAACAAGAAGAAGAAAGAGAUUGAAAACGAACACGGUAUCAACGUUAUCGGUUAUCGUGCGAAUAUCACCUUACAUUGUUAUUGCUACUAGCAAAAAUAGAAGACGAAACCAAAGAUGGGAAUGAAGACGAAGACGAGAAGAGGGCUAGAAUUAGGGACAAGGACAAGAUCAGCAGCAGCAACUGUUAGAACAAGAAACGACGACUACUACGUGGACGGCGGUCACGACGAAAAGAAAACAAAGAAACAGAAUCAAAACAAAAACAAAAUGAAUAAGACGAAGAAAGGAAGAAAUAAAGAAAUUUGGAUAAAAGAGAAUAAUCUUAGUGAGACGGUUGUCGAGAUGUGCAAUAUCGGAAGCGAUACGCGGGAAGGAUAGUUUAGAGAAAAGCGAAGGAUUCGAUUAUCGGUAACAGUGUCGAAAUUUAUAUCUGUGUCGGUGGUGAUGCAGUCACGCGUCAAUCGUGGCCGACUGUUCCUUUGGAUUGCUCGCGCGAGGAUCGCGCGGCGCGCGCGUGCUCCGAGCCACCGCGCAUCGCGCAUUACCCUUCUUUCAGUUUCUUCAUGCUUAUAGUGCUUCUAUACGCGGUACACGAUUCCCGUUGUCGUCGGCAACAGUCUAGCAGGUGUAUCCGUGGAAGAAGCAAGUGACUGGAAGAGGAUAAUCGAAAGUUGAGAAAUUUGGCCGGAGCGGAGCGAUUAAACGAGGUGAUUCAAUGAACAUUGAGGAUUAAUACGAAAGUCAUUAUGUUUGCUAAGUCGAAAAGCAGUGGCUCGACACCGAGCGUUAUACUUCCGAAUCCCCUUCAAAAUUUAUACGAAGUCGGCAAACAAUCGGCUACCGCGGGCCCCGAAAACGCUUGGCGCAUAUACGACGGAUACACGAAAACCGAUCGAAAGGAAGUGUCGAUAUUUUUCUUUGACAAAAGAUCGGUCGAUAAGCUGCACAAACCGAAACGAAAGGAGACCGUGACGGAAAUUUUACGGAAUGGCGCACGACAAAUGGAACGAUUCUCUCAUCCAAAGAUACUACAAGCGUUCAAGGUGGAGGAAUGCGCGGAUAGUUUGGCAUUCGCGUCGGAACCAGUGCUGGCUAGUCUUGCCAACGUUUUAGCUUAUCAGGAGCAACAAGCGAAUAAUGUUGGUCAGUCGUCGAGUAACGUAACGAAACAAACUUCCUCGGUCGCUGGUCAUCGUGCAACGUACGCGAAAGAAUACGAGUUGCUCGACAUCGAAAUCAAAUAUGGGUUGUUGCAGAUCACGGAGGCUCUGCUUUUUCUUCACGGAACCUGCAAAGUUCUUCAUAGGAACGUUUGUCCUGCUAGUAUUAUAAUAACCAAAAGAGGUACUUGGAAAUUGUCAGGGCUUGAAUUUAUCGAAAAAGUUAAUGAAGUACCGAUGAUACCAUUGCAACCUUGGACUAACCGCAUGCCGAAAAUGACGCAGCCGAAUCUCGAUUAUAUAGCUCCGGAAGUGCAGCAAAAGAAAGUGGGAGGCUUCUACAGCGAUAUGUACAGCUUUGGUAUGACGAUAUGUGCAAUUUUCAACCAAGGACGCCCGUUGAUUCAAGGAAAUCAUAGUUGUUCCGAGUACCUGAAACAGCUGGAAAACCUGAAAGAACAAGUUGAGGUUAUACUACCUCUAGUUCCUCUUCCGCUUCGAGAAGCCGUUUCCCGACUGUUACACGUAGAUCCAGAAAAGAGGCCGACCAUUCAAGUUUUAUCCAUGAUCAAAUAUUUUCAAGAUCCACCGGUAUACGCGCUUCAGUUUCUCGACGUUAGCAAAAUGAAAGACGUAUUGCAGAAAGAGCAUUUUUAUACGACUACUUUGAAAGGAAUAUUGCCUUAUAUACCAAGGAAACUUUGGUAUCAACAUAUCUGGACGUAUUUGCAAACUGAGUUGGAAAGUCAAGAAGUGCAAUCGGCUGUACUACAACCGGUACUUUACAUCGUACAAAAUAGUACACAAGAAGAGUACGAUCAAAUUGUAUUUCCAUCGUUACGGUCGCUUUUUUCGAAUCGGAAAUCGAUUCAGGGUACGGUAACGCUGUUGGAAAAUUUGCAUUUGAUAUUAAUGAAAACAUCUCGAGAAUAUAUAGAAGGUGAAGUACUUCCAAUGUUAUACACAUCUUUCGAGAACUCAACUACUCAAGUACAGACCGCAGCAUUCGUAGCUGUAUCGAACGUGACCGACUACAUAGACGAUGAGUCCGUUCGAAAUAUCGUACUGCCGAAACUCCUUCAAGCGUUUGAAAAAAAUUUAGUAGAUUCCCGAGUACUUAUGAACGUGAUCCCCUGCAUUUUAAAUCGGUUGGAGAAGCAGAAAAUCAUCGAUUGCAUCUUACCGUUGUUGUUCAAUGUAAAGCUUCAAGAACCGGAGAUAAUCGUUCGGGUUGUACAGAUUUACAGAUUGAUGUUAACCGACAAAAAGUACGGACUUUCUGUCAGCUGGAUGGCGACUCGAGCGAUGCCUUCUUUGCUACCUCAUACUAUCAACCCGGCACUGACUCUCGAACAAUUUGAAUUACUUCUCAAGGUGUUACAAGAUAUGCUGAAUCACAUCGAAAGAAAUCAAAGGAAUCAGUUAACCCUGGACAAUCUGUCGUUGUCGAGCCCGGAACGAUAUCGAAGUUUACGGCAUCAACAUAGUACGGAUAAUAUGUACGUCGCGCCUUUCAACAUACCAAACUUACGGAUCGAGCAACGUAAAACUUCUUCGGCCGAAGACAUGGCUCGGAAAAAUAGCACAAAUUCGAUGUCGUCGACGGUUUCGGCGGAAAACAUGGCGAGAAAGAACUCGAUGAUAACCAUGUUCAGAUGGUUCUCGUCCUCGAACAACGACAACAGUAAUUUCCUGAAAGUGGCGAAUACCUUUACGAGCAGGCGGUUAUCGGACAACACUCUGAUGACACCGAAAAUCCGGGUAGCACCGUCUUGCGAAAGUUCUCCAGGUGUUACACCUGGCGAUGGAUUACCAAUCCGGCGCCAUUCGAGUACCGGCCCUCAAGAUCGACGAGGAUCUAAUAUAAAUUUAUCGCCUCCCUUGGGUGGAGGAAUGCCGAUUACCAGUAGCAGUGUGCCAUACUUGGUUAGUUCAAGCAUGAACAGUAUACGAGGUUCGAGGCGUCCGUCCGUUUCUUCGACAUCUUCUCAGCAAGGGACCGGACUUCUACAGCAGGUUGGCUCCAGCAUGGUAAGACAACAACCCCCCAUCUGCCUCAACCUCAAUGGACUACCACCACCACCACCACCACAACCACAACCACCAACACUUUCUCCAUUACUCCAGCUACCGGGACAGCCUUUCCACUGACCCUUCGUUACAGCUGCAGCUACCAAUUCUUCAACAAACAAUUCGACGCUUGAACCGUGAUCUUCGUAGGAUACCGCGUACCCGUUGUCAUAACGAACAAUUGGUUACUAGUUACUAAUUACUAGUUACUGGUGGUUACCGUCCGCGCAACACGACGCGACGCAGUCAAGGUAAAUAGCAGCAAAUAAGAAUAAUUUGAUAGGGAUUUCAUUGAAGUUGGAGAAGUGGCUUUUGGUUGAUCGAUCUCGCUACAUUAUCCUAUGUAUGUACCUAGUUGUAUCGUACGUACGUCGAAUAACUUUUACUCUUGAGAUGGAUAUACUUGGACCUAAAAUGUAUCGGUCAUCCGUAGAAACGUAGUAGCACAAGGACUUUGAUUUCUUGCAGAAAAUAUCGAUUUAUUCGAGACCUUCUAAAGUGGCCUAAUCCCAUAACAAGUAAAACAUAGUUGUCAAUUUGUCUGUGUAAUCGUUUAAGACAUUCUGAAAAAACACGAACGAAUGUGUUUAAUACGUGGCCUAUCGUUGCACGUAGAGUCGGUGCAGUUGAAAGUAACGCGAGCUUCCGACCAAGUGGCGAGAGUAAAUGCGUUUUAAAAGGCGCUCCAAAAGAGAAAAGCAUUUUUCCAUGCAUGUUCCCGCAAGUACAAUCAAAUUAAAUUACGUAACGCGAUGCGUGAGUCAUUUCGACUAUUCCAAGUCAAUUAUAGAUAAUGCUAUCAAUUUCUUCAUAUUAUGCAUCCGCUUUUUCUCUAAAUUUCACUUCUUUUCUUGCAAACGUAACGCUGAAAGCGAAAAUUUGGCUGCUUUUACUACCUGGAAAAUAAUAACAAGUUAUCUCGUUGUACAUCGUUUCGAGGAAAAUAACUUUAUUUAUUCUCUUAUUACUAGUAAGCAAACUUAUCGUUAUUUGCGUUCGCUUAUAACAGAGGAAAAACGUACGCAAAUAACGUAACAAACGUCGAUGAAAAAUAGGAACACGUUGUAUAGGAUAUAAAUUGCGUGUUGGAAUCUGAUAGAAGCGAUUGAGAGUUGAAAAAUUUAGUUUGUGUAAAAGUGUCGUGCAAAAAUGUCAGAUGUUGCAACUAGGUGUAUUUCGAUGCACAUGUAUACAUAUCAAACAUGCACAGUUGUACGUGUGAUAGCUUAAAUAUCUCCACUUUGGCGACAUUUCCUCUCCUCGAUCGCGUUGAAAGUUUGUUUGUUGAAUUCUCGAUAAAAAGUAUAUUGUUAUAGUAUAUUUUGGAACGUAUGCAGGUGUGUGCGUGUGUUGUGUACGAGACGAUAUGCGUAGAAUCGUGAAAAUGUAAGAGAAUGGAAAAACGGAGAAGAGGAUAAAUAUGUUAACGUUAACGUAAGAGCUAAACGUAAGAGUACUUAGGAACGUAAUAGCAGGCAAAUCGCAGGAGACUGACUGCUUUUCUGGAUAAUGACGCGGCACUAGAAAACAAAGUGUCCUUAAGAUUCGCGCUAAGAACUAGUUUUCGUUCGCUAGAUCACGACCUGCGUGAUCAGAAACGAAUAGUAUUGUUGAGAUAGAACUGCGUGGACAAUCUUGGGCAAUUUUCGGUAAUCUUGGACAAUCUUGGACAAUCUUGCACAAUCGUUGACAAUCAUCAUCGAGAUCGAGAAAUCGCGAAAAGGUUGGUGCCACUUUUAAACCGAAUUCCAUUAAAUUUCAUUGGCCGGAAUGAUGUUUGCGUCCCUGAAAAUCAUCUCUUAAUAAUUAAUUGGCGGAAUUGUAAUUGCGAAAAACAUUUGAACGGUUGUUCAUGUAAUAUCGCUUCGGCCAUCAUCGGUUUAUCGGCGAGAAAGCGAGUCUCAGGAUCUCACGUAUUCCAAGUAUCGCGACUGUAUCGUACAAACAGAAAAUGACAAUCAUAUUCGAUUGCGGAGCUACGCCGAAUAUUGAAAUUUUCCAAUUCUAGAACGUAAAUCUCUUUGACCUGUCGUGUGUAAGUAAGUAAGUACCUGUCGUCGAUCGAUAACGUCGACCGUAUUAUUCUUCCCAUCGAAUGUUUUCCUUCGUCCACUUUGUCGUGUUGUUUGCCCCUUCUUCCAUUUUUCACCUAUAUUCCCUCCUCUUUAUUUCUUCCAUCCUUCUUCCUAAAGUCUAUUCUAUUCCAGCUUGACCGUUCCGAUUUUACACGGUACAACGGCUGUGAACGGUUUAAAAGUUGAAACGAUCAUACUCUCCUUUUCGAUGCAGACGAAAGCGUGACAAUACCGUGGGGUGACUGUGAGACUGAGGAACUGUCGCGAAUGUAUUGCUACUUAUUGUUAGAUACGAUACGAUACGAUACGAUACAAUACGAUAUACCAGUAACGGUUGAGAAGAAACGGAACCUCGUGGUAGGCAUGUAUCGAAGAUCGACUGCAUCGAAAUGUAACGCGAGCAAUUCGCCGUUUAUGAUCAAUUACGAUGUUCCCAUCGACAUUAUUGUUAUCAUUGUAUUCUGUAAUUUUCUAUGUGUAAAUGCGAAUACACGCAACGAGUAACGUGCUCAAUAGAUUUCCUAUCGAGAUUAGGUGUCGAACGCGAUCGAUCAUUCUCCGUGAUAUCUUUCGCAACCGACUUCCUUUCUCGACUAACUUUAGUCCGUUCUUCGAUCGUCCGUUCUCGUUAUUAAGUAUGUAUAUUUCGUGUAUCUCUUUCGAAGGAUGUACCAUAAUAAAAAGGAUGCUACUUGAU